AUGGACGCUGCACGGACCAUCUAUAAACAUGAUGUGGACUUCGCUGUCCUUGCUCUCCAGUACCCCAACUUUGCCAAACAGGAAUUGACAAAGAGUCUGCUGAAAAGAGAUUUCGGCCUGCAUCUCGAUUUACCUAGCGAUCGGCUUUGUCCACCUGUUCCUAAUCGCUUUAACUAUAUUCUAUGGCUGCAAGACCUGCUUGACUCCACUUCUGCGGACUACUCUGAUGGAUACGAUCAGGAACGUGAUGUUUUUGGACUUGAUAUCGGGACUGGAGCUAGUUGCAUCUACCCUCUGCUUGGAUGCGCUCAGAGACCAAAAUGGAGAUUCGCAGCUACAGAUAUUGAUGCAAAAAACCUGAAAUAUGCAAGGGAUAAUGUGCAGAGGAACAAAUUGGAUUCUCGCAUCCAGAUUAUCGAAAGCUCGACUUCCAAUGCGUUGAUUCCUCUGGAGACUAUCAAUAUCCCUGAAUCGAACAGUAGACUGGACUUCACUAUGUGUAACCCGCCCUUUUAUCAAUCCCGCGACGAGUUGAUAUCAUCCGCUAAGGCGAAGCAGAGACCUCCUUUCUCUGCCUGCACUGGCGCAGAGGUGGAAAUGAUCACGCCCGGCGGCGAGGUUGAGUUCGUCACUCGCAUGAUCAGGGAGAGUAUCGAGCUGCGGAAUCGCGUACAGUGGUACACCUCUAUGGUAGGGAAAUUCAGCAGCGUCGCCACGCUACUUGACAUUUUGCGCAAGGAGGGAAAUGAGAAUUGGGCGGUGGCGGAAUUCGUUCAAGGAAGUAAGACGAGGCGAUGGGCCAUCGGUUGGUCUUGGAUGGAUUACCGGCCUGGAACUGGACCCUCCAGACCCCACCGUCAAAGCAUCGCCAAACACCUCCUCCCGUUCCCGCCUGAAUUCACAUUCCACUGCCCGCUGUCAACGUCCCUGUCUAGCGCUAUCGAGGUAGUAAACUCUAGCAUUACAGAAUUGGACAUCUACUGGCGCUGGAAUAGGAGCAGAUGUACUGGUCUCGGAUUCGCAAGGUGCAACGCCUGGUCCAGACAUGCACGCCGGCAGAAGAAAAAACAAGCCAUCGAGGCUGCGCAGGCGUCGACGACUACGAGUAUUGCUAUUACUGGCAAUAGUGUGAAGGAUAAUAAAGAUUAUGAUGCUAAACUACUCAAUUUUAUCACAGAAGAACAGGACAGGGGGCCUGAGUUUGGGUUUAAGGUGUCUGUAAGGGGGGAUAUGGAGCGGCAGGUGGAGGUGACGGUGCGGUGGGUGAAGGGGUUUGAUGCAGUGCUUUUCGAGAGCUUUUGCGGGUUUUUGAAGAGGAAAGUUGAAAGAUGUGAAUGAAUUGAAUAGCGGUUUUGAGAGUGGGUAGUUUUGCGGGGUAGGCGGAGUGAGUGCAAACGAAAUAUACCUUGUCUUAUUUAUU
Molecule: messenger RNA, 1420 nt
Organism: Histoplasma capsulatum G186AR
Lineage: Eukaryota; Fungi; Ascomycota; Eurotiomycetes; Onygenales; Ajellomycetaceae
Product: DUF890 domain-containing protein
Exons: 9
Coding region: 1-1338 (445 amino acids)
Biological process (GO): rRNA base methylation
Cellular component (GO): nucleus
Molecular function (GO): 23S rRNA (adenine(1618)-N(6))-methyltransferase activity
Source: RefSeq, a predicted model, not a curated record